This is a messenger RNA of Aspergillus sclerotioniger CBS 115572, 2040 nucleotides long. RefSeq names its product putative sphingosine kinase (SphK). The transcript has 2 exons. NCBI's taxonomy places the organism in Eukaryota, Fungi, Ascomycota, Eurotiomycetes, Eurotiales, Aspergillaceae. The record is from RefSeq and is a predicted model, not a curated record. Gene Ontology annotation, cellular component: intracellular membrane-bounded organelle; cytoplasm; membrane. Gene Ontology annotation, biological process: sphingosine biosynthetic process. The coding region runs from base 233 to 1750 and encodes 505 amino acids.
CUCCGUUCUUUCUCCGCUCGUCCUGAAGUGAGAGAAGUUGCCCGUUUCAUUCCCCCAACACCUUCCUCGACUUCUCCCCUUCCCCGUUUUUCUUCUCAUUCUUAGUGCUCUUAUUCUUAUGGUUUAUUCUUAGCUCCUACUUCACUUUCUCUCCUCAUUUCACUUUGCCUCCCCGUCGCUGGAGUCACCGCUAAAUUUCCCCGUCCACGCCGUGCCCCCUCUGCCGGGCACUAUGACCACCCCCAAUGGCCCUUCUCGCCCGUCGUUCAACAACGCGGAUCUUCCGGAAACCCGCGACCAGCUGCUAGAGCAUGACGCGACCCUGAUAGUCGCCAACUCGGUCUCCUUGACCUUGGGAGGCGACUCUCUUCUGAUUGUCGACGAACGCUCCAUGCGCAAAUCCGAGCGUGGAUGUUGCGGUCUCGCCAACAAAACAGCCAAGCCCACGCACUCCAUUGGAUUGUACAAUAUCCUGGACGCCGACCUCUCCCCGGAAGGCCUGACUAUCACCUAUGCGGAGUCUGCAUCUAAACAGGAUGUCCGUGUGACCGCCCUGCGAUACCCGUUCGCCCCAGAAGAAAGGGCGGCGGUUGAAUCAUGGACGAAUCGCUUCCUAGACGUAGUCUAUGGCUCCGCAAAGCGGUACAAGAAACUCAAAGUCCUGGUCAACCCCUUCGGCGGUCAAGGUCACGCUGUCAAGUUGUACUCGACGUAUGCAGCACCAGUCUUUGCUGCGGCGCGUUGUCAGGUGGAUGUGCAGGAAACAACGCACGGGGGCCACGCGGGGGAAAUUGUGGAGCAACUCGAUAUCAAUGCGUAUGAUGCCAUUAUAUGCUGCUCCGGAGAUGGUUUGCCGUACGAAGUCUUCAAUGGCCUGGCUAAGAAGCCUAAUGCCCGCGAAGCUUUGGCGAAGAUCGCCGUUGCAAAUAUACCUUGCGGGUCUGGAAAUGCUAUGGCUUGGAAUCUGUGCGGAACAGGCAGUGUUUCGGUCGCGGCUUUGGAAAUUGUGAAGGGUGUCCGAACCCCCAUCGAUCUGGUUUCGAUCACUCAGGGGAAGUCUCGCACGCUCUCCUUCCUAUCACAAUCUUUUGGCAUCAUUGCAGAGGCUGACCUUGGGACCGAUGAUAUCCGCUGGAUGGGCGCCCACCGUUUUACAUAUGGUUUCCUGAAGCGGAUCAUGCACCGCGCAACGUAUCCGUGCGAUCUUGCAAUCAAAGUGGUGAUGGAUGAUAAACAAACGAUCAAAAAUCAUUAUAGUGCAUACGCGCAGAGCCAGCCUCCCAGUCGUCCUACUGAAGCUACUGCACGACAUCCUGACGGACUGCCCGAGCUCGUCUACGGUACCGUGCUGGACGAAUUGCCUGAGGAUUGGGAGGUUAUCCCAGCCGAGACGCUUGGCAAUUUCUACGCAGGCAACAUGGCCAUUGUGUCCAAGGACACGAACUUCUUCCCAGCCUCUUUGCCUAAUGAUGGGUUGAUGGAUAUCGUCACCAUCGAUGGGACUCUCAGUCGCCUAACAACGCUCAAGAUGAUGACUGCGAUUCCUGAAAACGCAUUCUUCGAUAUGCCCGACGUCAAAAUCCGCAAAGCCCUUGCGUACCGGCUUGUUCCUCGUGAAAAGGAGGGAUACAUCAGCAUCGACGGUGAAAGCGUACCCUUUGAAGCCUUCCAGGCGGAAAUCCACAAGGGCUUGGGCACAGUACUUUCGAAGUCAGGACACCUCUAUGAAGCAGAAGGGCCUAAGCCUUAGACACUGAGUUGAUCAAGAGGAAAAGUUGAGGGCAGGUAUGGACUCUCAUUUUGGAUGUUGUUUUUCCAUUCUCUUUAUUGCAGUCUUCGCACUCUGUGAUGAUACCCUGGCGCAAGACUUUUGUAUCGCCUUGCUUUGUUGUCGUUUAGUUCGGGUGGUGCUCUCUGUAUAGUUGAUGUGUUGGUAGACAGCAGUCCACAGGCAUGGCGGAUAGCCCAUAGAGUCUUACAAAUACUAUACAUUGUUCCAAUAUAGCCGGCGCUUUCCAGGCCAGGCGAUAGAGCACUUUG